This is a messenger RNA of Tupaia belangeri chinensis (Chinese tree shrew), 2492 nucleotides long. RefSeq names its product synapse defective Rho GTPase homolog 2 (gene SYDE2). Gene Ontology annotation, biological process: cell migration; signal transduction; regulation of Ras protein signal transduction. Gene Ontology annotation, cellular component: synaptic membrane. Gene Ontology annotation, molecular function: GTPase activator activity. NCBI's taxonomy places the organism in Eukaryota, Metazoa, Chordata, Mammalia, Scandentia, Tupaiidae. The record is from RefSeq and is a predicted model, not a curated record.
CUGCUGGAACCCGGGCUCCGGGUCAGCCGUCUUCCCUCGGCGACGGCGACGCGGCGGACCGCAGAGCCUGCCCCCGAGGCUGGGGGGCGGGAGGCGGAGGCCGCCCUCCGCAGCAGGUGUCCCCGCCCCGAUCGCCUCCACCGGAGUCGGGGGGAGGCCGACUGUUGACUUCUCGGAUGCGGCUGAUGGAAGGCUGGAGCGGGGGCAGCGCCCGGGCUGCCGCGCCAGCCGGACUCCGGACUCCGGACUCCAAGGACCCGGGGCGUACCUCCGGGACCCCUUUCAGGCAUCCCGUGGGGUCCUCUAUGAUCCACAGUGGCCAGGGAGACCACCAGGAGGGGCCUCCCUUUUUCAAGCCGCCGGCGGUGACAGUCAAGAAGUUGCAGAAGUGGAUGUACAAAGGGCGCCUCCUGUCCCUGGGCAUGAAGAGUCGAGCUCGUGGGUCACCCCCCAAAGGCACGGGAGCGCAGGCAACUUCCCCAAACCUGGGCGCUUUGAAAGUGGGUGAAAACCAUGUCCUCUCAGUGCCUCCGGACCAAAGAAUUACGCUGACAGAUUUAUUUGAAAAUUUCUAUGGAUCUUCAAUGAAGAGAAGAGAACUGGAAGAUCUGAAGGAUAAUAUUGAAUUCAGAGGUCAUAAACCAUUUAAUAGCAUUACUGUUUCAAAGAAACGCAAUUGGCUGUAUCAGAGUACUCUGAGAUCUCUUAAUCUGGAAGAAGAAAAUAAGACGUGCCAAGGUAUAGGUCACUUACCUACCUCACCUACGUCUCUACCUAAGCAUCAGCUCUCACAGCCUUUCCUCAAAUCAUCUGAAGAAUACUGUGCCUAUGUGGUGUGUAAUUCUACAGACUCUCCAUUAUCAAGAAACUGUUCGUUAGAUCUUAAUGAGGAAAACGAUGCAGACGAUGAAGGAGAAAUAUGGUACAACCCCAUUCCUGAGGAGGAGGAUGUGGGUAUAUCGGGUGCCUUGAGUUUUGGUGAGGCGAGCUCUGCUGUUCUGAAGCUUCCUGCUGUCAGUUCGAGCAUACUGUCCGGUAGUGACCUGACGAAAACAGAGCGGCAUACUGAAGACCUGCGGUGCUCUUCUGAACACACUGAACCCUUCUCUAUUCAUAUUACACAGUCACAUGAAAUGAAUCCUACAGAUUCCUUCCAUCCCACGGAAUCCGUGCAGCCUUGCAAGCAAAGGCUAGGACAUAAGACACAAGAAGGCGUAAUGGUGGAGGACAGUCCCACGUUGAAAUCUCCUUUUGCAGGUCCUGGAGUCCCACCUGCUACAACUAGGACUGAAUUGGGAGUUAUAGAACCAUCUUCUCCAAACCCUAGCCCCAUAAAAAAAGGCAGUUCAAUUAAUUGGUCUUUGCCAGAUAAAAUAAAAUCUCCACGAACUGUGAGGAAACUUUCCAUGAAAAUGAAAAGGUUACCAGAGUUUAGCCGAAAGCUGAGUGUUAAGGGAAACUCGAAUUAUGUAAACAGUCCAGAUAAUACUCCUUCCUUGUCUAAAUGUAACUAUCAAAAAAUUCACCCUACUGCUAUUCUACCUUCUGGGAACACAAGCACAGCUGCUAAGAGAAAUGUUAUAAGCCGAUACCAUCUUGAUACCAGUGUGUCUUCUCAGCACAGCUUCCAGAAGAAAACCUCUGUGAGUUCUAAGUAUUCCUGCAAAGGUGGAUACCUCAGUGAUGGAGAUUCACCUGAACCUAUAACUAAAUCUAGUAAACAAGGAUCUGAUAACAAAUUUGGAAAAGGAAAAGAAAUAAUUCCAAGUAGUUGUAGCAAGAACGAAAUAGACAUUGAUGCUUUUAGACAUUAUAGCUUCUCUGAUCAACCGAAGUGUUCACAGUACAUAUCUGGACUCAUGAGUGUGCAUUUCUAUGGUGCUGAGGAUUUAAAACCACCCCGGAUAGAUUCAAAAGAUGUCUUUUGUGCAAUUCAGGUAGAUUCAGUAAACAAAGCAAGAACAGCUUUGCUCACAUGCCGGACAACAUUUUUGGACAUGGAUCACACUUUCAACAUAGAAAUCGAAAAUGCACAACAUUUGAAACUAGUAGUAUUCAGUUGGGAACCCACUCCAAGAAAAAAUCGAGUGUGUUGUCAUGGUACUGUUGUUCUCCCUACCCUAUUCAGAGUGACAAAGACACAUCAGUUGGCAGUCAAACUUGAACCUAGAGGUCUUAUUUAUGUGAAAGUGACUCUUAUGGAACAGUGGGAAAAUUCUCUUCAUGGACUAGAUAUAAAUCGAGAACCAGUAAUAUUUGGUGUUGACAUUCAAAAAGUUGUAGAAAAAGAAAAUGCAGGAUUGAUGGUGCCGCUCCUGAUACAGAAAUGUGUUACGGAAAUAGAGAAGAGAGGCUGUCAGGUGUUCUUAAAGAUUAUUUAAGAGAACUUCCUUCUCCUCUGAUAACAAAGCAACUUUAUGAGGCUGUAUUAGAUGCUAUGAUGAAAAGUCCUUUGAAAAUGUCAUCUAAUGGUUGUGAGAAUGACCCAGGUG